UCUGGGUGGAUCCCGGUAUAAAACGCUGAUGUUGAGGAUGAAUAGUGCUGUCAUCUCCAUCAGAUCACAUUCACUGCUUCAUCAUGGACUUCGAUCUGGGCUCAGCUUGUGGUGAUGAUGAGUUGAAGAAGCAGAAAGGCAACGAGGUGGAGGGCAUCUUUGGGUUUGGAAAAAAGGAUAAAGAUAAGGAAAAGGAAAAAGACGAAGAUAAAGGGUGCAAGGACAAACAUAAAGAUAGUGACAAGCCAAAGAGUGAUUGCAAAGAAGAUAAAGACAAGUGCAAAGACAAAGAGAAGGACAAGUGCAAAGACAAAGAUAAGGACAAAUGCAAAGACAAGGAAAAGAAGAAGGAUAAAGAGCACAAAAAGGGCCACGGACACGGUCAUGGACACGGUCAUGGACAUGGACACGGUCACGGCCACGGCCACAGACAUGGACACGGGUCGUCCUCUUCAUCCAGUGAUGAGGACUAAAGCUGAAGACUGAAGACAUUUUGGUGACCGGGGCAAGUUGUCACAUGGGGAAAAUGUCCUAAGGGAUUUAUGUUUAUAGUCAAAAAUCCAUUUGCACAAAUGCUUGUUUUCUUUAGCAGUGGUUUAUAUGUUGUUUAAAAAACAUCUAGUUGCACCUAAAUUAGAAAAAUAUAUUUUAUAAAUUCUGUACUUUAUAUUUUUAUAAAUUGGUGCAAGCUGUUACAUGUUUUCUGUGAUGUACUGUAUGUACAGUAUCCUGUUAUUUUUUUACAUUUUCAAAGACAUUAUAUAGCCUAUAAUACAUUUAUAUAUGAAUAUAUAUUGUGAAAAUGAAUCGAUUAUAUGUAUGUCAUAUUACAAAUAUUGUUUGUUUUCUCAAAACAGUUCCCAUUGUGAUUUAUCCCACAUAUUGUAACAACAUGCCCCAUUAAAGGUCAGCAAGUCAGCUGAACAGUUGUUUAAUAAGCUGUAAUUUUAUACUGGAUUAUAAUGAUAGACAUGUCCAAUAGUAGUUGUAGUUUUUAUCUUCAGGUUUGUGACUAUUGAAAACUUGACUUUUCAAAAUAAACUCACCAUGAGAAAUUUA
Labeo rohita (rohu) is the source of this 1059-nucleotide messenger RNA. Its product is annotated as splicing regulatory glutamine/lysine-rich protein 1-like. The transcript has 4 exons. The coding region runs from base 84 to 473 and encodes 129 amino acids. The record is from RefSeq and is a predicted model, not a curated record. Lineage: Eukaryota; Metazoa; Chordata; Actinopteri; Cypriniformes; Cyprinidae.